This is a messenger RNA of Aureococcus anophagefferens, 1329 nucleotides long. RefSeq lists its product as hypothetical. The record is from RefSeq and is a predicted model, not a curated record. The coding region runs from base 1 to 1329 and encodes 442 amino acids. The transcript is spliced from 4 exons. NCBI's taxonomy places the organism in Eukaryota, Pelagophyceae, Pelagomonadales, Pelagomonadaceae.
AUGGGGCGACACUCUCGUGGCCUGAGCUGCCUACUCCUGGUUGGGGUCGGGGUAGAGUGUCUUGACGUCCCACUUGAAGUGGUCCGCGGCGAUGAUGUGCUUCAUGGCCUCGGUGAACACGUCAGGGUCGUGUUGUGGAAAAGCUUCUUUCAUGAACUCCUUGACCGGAGCCGAGGUGGCGAAGAUGUCGACAAUGAGUUUCUUGAAAAGGUCGCUCUUGCGUCCCUUCGGCAUCAAAGUCUCUCGGAUGUCGUACUUUGUCGUUUCGACCAAAGCAGCGCGCGCCUCUGCGUCCAUCUUCGCUUUCUUCACACAUUUGUAGUCCUCCGAUUGCCAGUAGCGCUUCGCCCCGCGGCAUUCUGGCUCUUUGUCUUCAAGGCACGUUGGGCAUAUCCACUCGCGCUCGAAGAGGUGCUCGGGCGGGCACCAGAAACCGACGACGAUGCCCGCGACGCAGUCGGGCACGGGUCGACAUUUGCUGACAAUGCCGAUGAGGAGACGUUGGACGUGCCCCGAGCGUUCAAGGGGUGGGAGCGCUGGCGCCGCCACCAGGACGCCCUCGACGACCAGAGCAGCGACAGCGACGACGACGACGAGUUCUUCGUUCCCGCGGCCGGCGCCGCGGCCAACGGCGCGGCGCCGUCCUCCUCGUCGUCGUCCUCCUCCGAUGAGCGUGACGAGGAUCAUCAGAAGGAGGUAAAAGCGGCCUACAACGCCGCGGUGCAGCGACACGAACAGGAGCAGGAAGAGUGGAGGAAGCAAAUCGGACAGUUCCUAUUGUAUCACGCUGAGGCAAGAGAUGAGCAGGGUUCACGUUCUCUGACAAUUCAAGGAUGUAGACCCAGUGAAUGGGAGUGUCUUAAGGAGGAAUGCGACCAAUGCUCCACUUUUGAUCGCGUAGACCUCGACGACCCAGUUGUUUGGAACCACAUAAUGGAACAAUAUGUAGAAGUGCAGAGUUCGCUCCUGUUCCAUGAUGAUGAUGAAGGACCAGCAGAAACCCCGAUGGAGGGCCACCGCCAGCGAAAGAACGGCUCGGUGCGGGUCUUCGUCUCGAAGAGUAUCGACGACAGCCUCGAGGGCACCCCGCGCCGUGCCAGUGAACGAGAUGCGGACCAAGCUCACUGGUCUCGUACUCGACCACCUCGAAUUUGCGGACGUGCUACAUUUGCACAUGAUGACCAACUCCGCGAAGCCAUAUUUCGCCAGAAUCGUGAUGAAGAAACUGCUGGAAGAGCUGAGCAUGGGCCAUUUCUACGAGCCUCUGAUUCAGUGCGGCGUCGUGAGCAUUCAAGUGCUGCAAGACGAGGGGCUCAUCUCGAACGAUGA